This is a messenger RNA of Drepanopeziza brunnea f. sp. 'multigermtubi' MB_m1, 1068 nucleotides long. RefSeq lists its product as uncharacterized. Gene Ontology annotation, biological process: proteasome-mediated ubiquitin-dependent protein catabolic process. Gene Ontology annotation, cellular component: proteasome complex; proteasome regulatory particle. Gene Ontology annotation, molecular function: protein binding; metallopeptidase activity. NCBI's taxonomy places the organism in Eukaryota, Fungi, Ascomycota, Leotiomycetes, Helotiales, Drepanopezizaceae. The record is from RefSeq and is a predicted model, not a curated record.
AUGCCCGCUACCACUGCGGAAACCCUGUCUCUGGUCUCGAGGAAUGUUUCCGUCGCUCCACUCGUUCUCCUUUCAGUAGCAGAUCACUUUGGCCGGCAAGCUAAAUCCUCGAAAAAGCGAGUUGUCGGAGUUCUGCUAGGACAAAACGAUGGAAAGAACGUUCGCGUGUCGAAUAGCUUUGCUGUGCCAUUCGAGGAAGACGACAAGGACCCGUCUGUUUGGUUUCUGGAUCACAACUACGUGGAGUCCAUGACGGACAUGUUCAAGAAGAUCAAUGCUACGGAGAAGCUGGUCGGAUGGUAUCACUCGGGACCGAAGCUGAGAGCCUCCGAUUUGGAGAUUAAUGAGCUUUUCAAGAGAUAUACACCAAAUCCCUUGCUAGUUAUCAUCGAUGUUCAACCAAAGGAGGCUGGUGUACCAACGGAUGCAUACUUUGCGGUGGAGGAGAUCAAGGACGACGGAACCACCACAUCGAAGACCUUCGUACACACACCGUCUUUCAUUGAAGCCGAGGAAGCGGAGGAGAUUGGAGUUGAGCAUCUACUGAGAGACAUUCGGGAUGUGGCAGUUGGAACCCUGUCAACGAGGAUCACGAACCAGCUACAAUCUUUGCAAGGCCUGCAUCUACGGUUACGAGACAUUGGCCAGUACCUCCAGAAAGUCCUCGACGGCACACUCCCGGUCAACCACGCCAUCCUGGGCAAUCUCCAAGACGUUUUCAACCUCCUGCCCAAUCUUUCUACGCCAAAGUCUUCAACAAGCAUUCCCAACGGCGUUGAUGCGCCUGUCAAGAACAACAGCGAGUUGGCUCACGCUAUGAGUAUCAAGACCAACGAUCAACUCAUGGCCAUCUACCUCAGCAGUUUAAUUCGUGCUAUCACCGCAUUCCACGACCUAAUCGAGAACAAGAUUCAGAACCGCCAACAGCAGGAGGAGAACGACAGUAAGAAGGACGAGGGCAAGGACGAGAAAGACAAGAAGGCCAAUGGUGUGAAUGGCACUAAUGGCGAUGGGAAGGAAGGCAAGGAUGUGGAAAAGGAGAAAGAAAACAAGGACAAAAAGAAGUGA